Linum tenue is the source of this 982-nucleotide messenger RNA. Lineage: Eukaryota; Viridiplantae; Streptophyta; Magnoliopsida; Malpighiales; Linaceae. The record is from the annotation of a GenBank genome assembly.
CUCGGCCAACAGAAACGUCAGAGCUACCAUACCAAAACAGAAAGUGAAACCUUUGCUUUCUCCAACAAUGGAAAGGCUACCGGCUGAUCUGUGCCUGAAGAUCUUCUGCUGCUUGGAUCACCACAAUCUUGCUUCCGCCCAACAAGUUUGCAAGAAAUGGAAGGCGAUUGGAUCUGACGAGAAUCUAUGGUCCAACCUCUUCAAGCAUAGAUGGGGAACCGAUCGUGCCACAUUUUAUGCCCCUGUUGAUUCCAAAUCCUGGAAAGAUGUUUAUGCUGUGCAAGAUCGAUCCGAUCGAGUUGGACUGGGGCUGAAGAUAAUCAGAGAAGGAGGUGACUAUUAUCUUGUUCAUCAAGGCGAAAUCCAACGCUAUCUGGGUUCUCCCAGACACAGAAAAGGGCCAAAGGCUGCUGCUUCAGACGACCAAGUAGAAGAAUCGUCAUCGUGCGGCAGGGCGGCCGAAUCCUGCUGCACUGGCAGUGGGAUUCUGGACAGGAUACUGUUCUUCAUUGGAGACCUGGAAGUUGCUUCUGCAGAUGCCAAACGUGCUCGCCUGAUAUGAAUCAUUGCUUCCUAGAUAUGUAUAUGCAGAAAGCUCACAUGUUCCUGCAGCAUCAUUCAACUCAUUGCUCUGUGGAUAACAUAACAGCAAGAUCAAAGCUAGUUUAUUUCGAUUCGUUAUGUAACAUUCGUCGUAUUGUGUAAUAGUUGCAAUGGAAAUGUGUAACAAUGUCAAUAAUUCUUUCCUUUUACUGAUCAAUUGAUGCAAAAUUCUGUUGUAAUUGUAAAGCCAUAAGAACUGCUGUGGAAGGCAAUAUAGUACAAUUGCUGUGUUCCUAUUCUGUUGUCACAUGGAAUGGAAGAUUGCAUUUGAAGGGUAAUGCAUCAUCUCAUUACAUGGUGAAUUGUGGAUGAAGGAAUUCUGUGAGGGAACAUUCUUGUGAUUCUCAUAUUUGAUCAUCAGCAUGUAAUUCAAUUGGCC